Labeo rohita (rohu) is the source of this 1783-nucleotide messenger RNA. It is a transcript of the gene enoph1, whose product is annotated as enolase-phosphatase 1. Gene Ontology annotation, molecular function: acireductone synthase activity; magnesium ion binding. Bases 751 to 1638 code for a protein of 295 amino acids. NCBI's taxonomy places the organism in Eukaryota, Metazoa, Chordata, Actinopteri, Cypriniformes, Cyprinidae. The record is from RefSeq and is a predicted model, not a curated record. The transcript has 6 exons.
UUUUUUUUUUUUUUGUAAUAGUUGUUUAAGGACAGGAAAUCCACAAGCUGCCUCCGAGGAGCAAUGUCGAAGCCAGCCUGCCGACCUACGAGAGAAGAUACGCAAGAUGAACCACUCUGAUUUGGACAGAGUAAAAUAAAACAGCACGUCCAUGUUUGAGUGUUUAACUUCUUGAGCUGUCGAUUUUAAACUAGGAAAACCAUCAUUAAAGAUUAAAGAUCAUAUGUUGGACAUCUCAGAUUGACAAAACAGCUCGUAAGCCAGCAAAAGCUUCAGCUCCAGGCGGUCGGUCGACCAUUCGAGGAGCGAGCCCAAACGUCUUGCCCUUUGAACUGAGAAUUGUAAUUUGCGUUCGGCCAACGCACGAGUCGGAUUCAUCUGUCUAACACAGAUUUGUCAGCUUUUAAUGGCUUGGUAAACCCGCUUUACAUAUGAUCUUUAAAAGCUAUGCUUAAGAAAAAGCCUUGAGGUGUACCCAUUUGAAGUUCUCUAGGGCCUCUAAAGAAAAAGCAAGCAUUAUGAGAGAGUUUAUGCAAUAUUAUUUACAAGGGAGGUGACUGAAACCAAAGAAAUCAAAAAAAAAAAAAAAAAUAAUCAAAGUCACUGAAGCUCCACAACUGAAAUACAAGAGCACUACAAUUGAAAAAGAGAAUACAACAAAGCGGUUAUGAAUCACUUUUAGGUUACGUUAAUAAAGUCCUGUAAAAAACACAUUUGGAACUGUUAACGAAAACCAACAACUUAAGGAAAAUGGGGGAAAUCUCCUUUGUUUGUUUGUUUUUACGCUGGUACAGGAAGUUUGAAGAGACCAUACCACAGGACAGCGCUUUCUCGUGCAUGCCGUGCUCUCUGCCCGCUAUGUGCGACGCCCAGAGAAUGUCGUGGUCAGGUGACACACGGCCUGCAAUGAAGUCCCCGCUGGCAGGUACAAACAAGGAUAUCUUAUUUCCUUACAUCAGAGAGAAUCUGGAGGAAUAUCUUUCUGCUCACUGGGAAGAGGAUGAAUGCAAACAAGAUGUUCAUCUGCUCAAGAAACAGGCCGAAGAAGACUUGCGGCAGAAUAAAGCGUGUCCCGUUCAUGCGGUGGACCAGACGGUUCACACAGAUGAGGAGAAGGCCAUCCGUGAGGUUGUGGAUAACGUCCUGUGGCAGAUGGCAGCGGACAGGAAAAGCACUGCGCUCAAACAGCUGCAGGGCCACAUGUGGAGAGCCGCGUAUAUGACGGGGAAAAUCAAAGGCGAGGUGUACCAGGAUGUGGUUCCAGCCAUCAGGCGGUGGAGACGUCAUGGCCUGAAGAUCUACAUCUACUCUUCAGGAAGUGUGGAGGCACAGAAGCUGCUCUUUGGUUAUUCUGUCGAAGGCGAUCUAUUAGACCUGUUUGACGGUCACUUCGACACCAACAUUGGUGCCAAAGUAGAAAGUAAAAGCUAUGAGAACAUCGCAGAGAGGAUUGGAUGCCAACCAGAGGAAAUCAUGUUCCUAACCGAUGUCACACGAGAGGCAAAGGCAGCAGAGGAUGCUGGGGUGAACGUGGCUGUCGUAGUCAGACCCGGCAACAUGGAGUUAACCGAAGAAGAAAAGAACCAUUAUAGAAUCAUCACAUCUUUCAACCAGUUAGAACUGAGCGGGAACGUUUGACAGCGCAAGACCGGGUUUACAGCAUCGGAUCAUGUGGAAAAACCAGCAGUUAUUGUGUGUUGUUAUACCGCUGGACUGAAACUCCAAGCCUCCCAGGUGCUUGUUUUUUUACACUGAAAUCCAUCUUUGAAUUGUCAUACACUUU